Dunckerocampus dactyliophorus (ringed pipefish) is the source of this 1623-nucleotide messenger RNA. It is a transcript of the gene gra, whose product is annotated as granulito. The coding region runs from base 132 to 470 and encodes 112 amino acids. The record is from RefSeq and is a predicted model, not a curated record. Lineage: Eukaryota; Metazoa; Chordata; Actinopteri; Syngnathiformes; Syngnathidae. The transcript is spliced from 7 exons.
GAAAAAGACGAGGAAAAACUAAUCGCUUCCAAGCGACGCGAGCCGUCUCCAAGAGCCGAUUCGUUCGCGACCGACACAUCACUAGCGGGUGACCAUACAACACGCCGACGAACGUCCGUCACGUCUGCAGAAUGGAGGUGUCAAGGAGAAGGAUACUCCAGAAACAUCUGGAGCCUGCAAGACCCCUCCGUCGCCGCCUCCAAGUUGACAUGGAACCCCGAGUAACUGUUCCAUCAUGUGCCUUGCUGGACUUUGUGGAUGAUGAGACAGAUAUUGGCAUAGAGCAGUUCUGCAAGAUUGUCAACCUCCAAGAGCAGAAAGAAGAAAGAAUAUCUUACUCUAGAGAUGUUUUAAUUGGUCUGGCGAGUUGUCCUGCAGCCAAAAAGAGGCCAGAAUUCUUACCGGACCACCCCGUAGUGUUACCCAACGCAAGAUCUCCAAGCUCUCUGCCGUCACAUGAAAGCGGCUAGGACGUCGGCAAAGAGGAAGUGGUGGCAGCACUCGACUCUCUAAUUAGUUUGCACAGACACUCAUGCUCUUUGCUACCCUCAAAGUGCGUAUCUGCACUUUUUUUUUUUUUUUACUUUUCUUGUUGUAUUUAUUUGGACAUUUCACGUUCCACGCCUUUCAUUUGACCAGUAACAACCCAGAAACGGCUACGGUUGUCCUAAGUAAGUAGAUGUACUGCUUCAUUUCCCCAAACAUGACUACUGGCAUUUUGCUUCUUUGUUCUGCAGUGGGAUAUUUUGCUUGACUAGUGUUGUGUAUUUGUCAUUUCUAUAUUCUAUUGUUAAAAGGCUUGCUUUGUUGAUGUUUCCCUUUUGUGUGGAAUUAAAACAUCUGCAUUAUAUUUUUGUAUUAAAAGUGCCUUUGGGCUGUUCUGAUGUUUGCAGUGGUGUGAAAAAGUGUUUGCCCCCUUUCUGAUUUUUUUUUUUUUUUUUGCAUGUUUGUCACACUUGAAUGUUUCAGAUUAUCAAAUAAAUUUAAUUAGUCAAUGACAACACAACUGAACACAAAAUGUAGUUUUUAAAAUGAAACUUGUUACUAUUAAACGGAGAAAAAAAAUCUAAACCUACAUGGUCCUGUGUGGAAAAAGUGAUUGCCCCCCAUGUUAAAACAUAAAUUAACUGAGAUUGAUUGAGAUCUAUCAGUGUGUAAAAGGUUAUAAAGCCAUUUCGAAAGCUUUGGGACUCCAGCCAACCACAGUGAGAGCCAUUAUCCACAAAUGGCGAAAACACAUUCUCAUGCUUUGACUGUUUGAUCACUUUUUUUAAAUUUUCCCUCACCUUUGGCACUAUCAAAACUAAGCCGGCUACAAAUAACUUCCAAACAAAACAACUUCACUGUAAAAUUAUCCGCACAAAAACAUUUUAACAAUUCAGAAAAAAUAUGAAAACAAUUUAUACCAUGUAUAAAUGAUAAAAGGAUAAAAUAGGAUAAUCAAUCAUCAUUUUGGAAUCUGUUAUUCACAGUUUUUAUGUUAUCUGUGUUUAUUAUAAUUUUGCAGUGCGUAUGCAUAAUGCAAUAAUUAUUAAAAAAUAUAGAUUUUUCACAAUGUGAUGGACUGACUGUUAGGCUUGUUUUCAUAUAGCUGCUUGUUUCUCUCGCGAGAUCUGGCAAGAU